UGUGGUCAUAACAUUCAGUCUGCGCUGGACCUGUAUCGUGAUCGGUUGUGUUUUACGGAAGAAUUGUUUAAAUUAAAAUUUUACUACCGGCAAGUAACGCAAAUCAACACAGUGCGCGGUGUAAAUUUGAAUUACUUUGGAGUUCGGUCUUUGUUGAAAGAAAUUAAAAAAAAAAAGUUGUUGCCUUUGUUAAAGUGUUUAUAUUUUUUUUUUUAUUGAAAAUAUCAAAUUCAAAUAAAAAUUGAUGCUGCAUGCAAGAAUUAUUAAAAAUUGUGGAAUUUGAUGAGAUAAAUAUAUGAGUUUUGUAAUCAUAUUGGAAUUGGUUAAAAUGUCAGUUAUCAUACCAAGGAAUUGAGUUGGGAUAUUGAAUACAGCUUUUCUUAAAAUUCCUAAAAAAUAAGCUGUUAUAUGCACCAGAAGCUAAGUGUUUUCCAAUUUUAUGUGCGCUUGAAGAGUUAAAAUGCUGAACUACAGCUGAUAUAAAGGAGCUUUUCUCAAAAGCAACGUUUUGCGGUGACCACUAUAUCUCUGAACUGGAUCCUCUGUAAUUAAAAAACCAAGCAGAUUUCGUAAUGUUAAAUCUAGUAAAGACAAUCGAAGGGAUAAGCAUAAAAUGUAUUAACAAAAUGACCGUUUCGCAUAAAAACAUCGAUUUUUGAACAAAAUUUCGGCCAUAAAAUGUUUAUAAAAAAAUAUUUAUUGGUGAGAAAAAAUCUUCGAUUAAUUACUAAAAUAUAUAUUUUAGAAGCUCAUGUAAAAUGUGAGACUGAUAAACUUAACCGUUUUCGAGUAAUGUUGGCCACCAACUAUGAAAACACCAUUUUGAGAAGAGUUAGAGUUUGGCCCUGUACUUCCAAGCGCUUGAAACGCAUUUGAAACUUCGAAAAUAUUCACCGGAACGAUAUGAAAUUUUCUGUUUGUGUUCUUAAAUAUAUAUGUAUGUAUAUAACCCCUUAAAUCUUGUAGCAUUUUUAUCAGAUUUUACAAGCUCAUGAUAUAUCACCAAACACAGCGCAUUGCCUUCUUAACGUAUCGACCUGUUUUUGUAGUCGAUGUUGAUGGUUUUCCCAGGAUUUUCUUCCGUUCAGGAUUUCUUAAAUAAAUUAAUUUUUCAUCGCCAUUGACAAUUCGUUGAAAAACUGGUUUUCUUUCGUGUCUUUGAAGCAAAUUUUCACAGUGAAGUGUUUUCCAUUCAUCUUUCAUGUGACACCCACUUACCACACUUUUGGAUCAUUCCCAUAGUUUUCAAACGGUCUGAAAAUCUUUGCUGUGCAACAUUUACUUUAACUCGAAGUAUCGUAUUCAUCCAAAAUUGCUUGCAUUUCAACUUCUUCAAACUUUUUUUGGUGAUCUUGCACGUUCACCAUUUCUCACUUGAAAAUCAUUAACUCUGACUGUUGCAACCAUCUUUUGCAUGUUGCUUCAAAUAGAGUAUGAUCACUAUAUGCCUCGACAAGCAUUCGAUGAGACUCUGCAAGAGCAAUUUCUCCUCUUUUAGCCAAGGGAGAUCGACUGCUUUCUUCCAGCGGACGAAGUAACCAUCUGCUUCAGAAAUGGAUCGGCUUUGUUACGUUUUCAUAUUCGCAUAUUUUUAUCAUUGCGUUAACUCGUGUAACUUCCAUACAUCAAGCUUCUUUAUUCCAUAAAGCCUUAUUUAAAUAGUACUAAAUGAUUUUUGGUGUAUUUCUCUUUACUCCGACAAUUCCGAGUCAAGCAAUCACAAAACUAUCUGAGAAGUAUUUAAGUAUGAAAUCUUAUUUUUUCAGCUUAACUCUAUCGCGAGAUACAGAUUAUUAAAGCCAUCUAUUAAAAAAGUUGUGAAUUUAUUCUUACUAGAACUUUAGGGGUAUGCAUAAUAAAAGUUACUAUAUGGACCACCUUUUACAUACACUGUAUACAUACAUAUGUUCAUAGAUAACUUAUGCCAUAGACUAACUCUCCACAUUUCCACCUGUGUCCCACCUGUAUUAUUCAAGUCAUCACAUCAGCUCAUCUGUCGCAAAAACACACUGAAGCACACAAACUAAACAAAAUCAAAAUCGAACACUUAUAAAAAUUCCACGCAGACGACAGAUAUUACUGAAGAAUCAUCAGGAAUCGGUGAAUGAUACAAUGGUCGAUAGUCGUGAACGUAUACGUGGUCCACCACGUGAUGGUCGCGAAUUUCUCACCAGUCCCAGACAAGUAUUGCGACGUUUAAUGUUGCUCUCCGAGGGACGUCAAUAUAGAGAGGCGGCAGGUGUUGUGGGUCGACUGGGACCAUCCGUUUUGCGUUCAGUCAUCGCAGAGUUGCCCAUCGACUUGCUGCUAGAACAUUUACCGCACAGCGCCUAUCUGUUGGAGUCAUUUUUCACAAGAUUAAUUACCGUCAAUCCCUCACCAAAACCGGAUGUGCCCAUAGAAUCAGUUGUUUGGCAGCUGGUGCGCCUCUUUUCAUAUCCUCACGAGUCAGGUGUGCGGCAACGUUGCGCGAAGCUUACACAGGCCAUAGCUCAGUAUGAACCCAGUUUGCGUCAGACACUGCGCGAGCGGCGAAAAUCCUUCGAUAACGCUGUACAAGGUUUGGGUGUGCACGGUUUAACCACAGACGCCACCGGACAGCUAAUAUCACUGCAUCAUGCGCUCAAGACCGAGUUACAAAGACAUUUGGAUAUAUACAAAAUGGCCAUACACAAAUUGGAAGAGCUGAGCAUGGUGACCGCGCAUCAAGAUCCAGCACAUUCCUCCCAUCAACGCCUACUAGCCAUCAACUACGGUGACAUACAACAAAGACUGAUCGAGAACAAAACCCUGCUCACCAUGUUGGAUAAGCCGGCCUUAAAGCAGCUGGCGUGUCUUGUCGAGAAUCUUAGUCAGCGUGUGGAGAAUGACAAAGAGGUGUUGAAGUGUGUGGGCCAAGUAAAACGUUUAGAUGGUAAGGCUUGUAUAGAGAAACGCCCGGCGGCCGGUUUAUUAAUGAACUUCGCGCAAGGCUGCGAAGCUGUGCUACAGCUUAUGGGUCCCGAAAGCCUACCGACAAGUCCGACUGCCAUUUGUAAAGGUAGCAACAGUAGUAACAGCAGUGAUGGCUAUCAUUCGGAUGAUUCGAAUAGCGAAGAAACGAGUGAAAUGGUAACUCAAUAUCGCACGCUAUAUUUGGAGAACCGAGCAGACACUUUGGAGGCUUUGGAUGGCUUGCCGCAGCUGAGACAUGUUCAAAAUUUGAAGGCGAAAAUACUCUUCUCGAUAAUUGUGUUGUCAUUUCGUCUGUGCCAUGCUAUGCGCGAGAGGAAAGUGAUUGAAGUGCGUCGGAUAUUGAAUUGCGCCUUGGACUCAUCGAGUGAGAGUACGCUGGCCUUGGAUCGUUCGGUGCGCACACAUUUGCAAGAGACAGUUGAAACAUUUCCGGUCGGAGAAAUUGAACGUUCCGUUUUCAAUCAGGUGCUUUCCACUCUCCACGAAUAUCCCUGCUUGGAGUCUUGCCCACCACUAACGCACUUCGUCAGCGCCUGUGUACGCUUGGCUUGGCGUAUGAUUAAUCAGAAGUCACCUUAUUACCUUGAUACUGAUUUCAAUCUUGGUUUCUUGCGCCCGGAAAAGCACGAGCGGCAUUCGCAAUCAGAUCGGCGCUCCGACUUGAUCAAAGCAUUUCUUUGGCCAGCGCUGAUGCAGAACAACCACUGUGUCUUUAAAGCGAUAGUAGCCACUUAGUAAAAGCUUGCGACUACCAAAAACGUGCAAUUAAAGUUUAAUUAACUGUAGCAUGCCUAAAAUAGUGCCCAACAGCCGAGUUGACGCAGAAUUUAUUUAGCCAUUUUUUCUGGUGCAACAGUUAUCAACGAAAAUUCGAAUAUUUAUAAAAAAUGUCUACUUCGAAACCGGCUUUAAUUCACUUUCAAUAUGUACAUACAUACAUACAUAUAUAUAUAUAAUACUUAACUCCCUUUCUAUUAAUUUAUAAUG
Bactrocera latifrons is the source of this 3942-nucleotide messenger RNA. RefSeq lists its product as uncharacterized. Bases 2113 to 3690 code for a protein of 525 amino acids. Gene Ontology annotation, biological process: mitophagy by internal vacuole formation; mitochondrial protein catabolic process. The record is from RefSeq and is a predicted model, not a curated record. NCBI's taxonomy places the organism in Eukaryota, Metazoa, Arthropoda, Insecta, Diptera, Tephritidae. Gene Ontology annotation, cellular component: mitochondrial outer membrane. The transcript is spliced from 8 exons.